Messenger RNA from Durusdinium trenchii, 3728 nucleotides. NCBI's taxonomy places the organism in Eukaryota, Dinophyceae, Suessiales, Symbiodiniaceae. The record is from the annotation of a GenBank genome assembly.
UGUGGAACCCCUGCAGCCAAGCAAUGGAGGUCUCAGAAUGCCAUGCGCAGGCAACAGCUGAAAACUGAGCUGGUAGAAGAGGCGCGACAGAAUGGCUUCUUAAGCCUGCCAGAGAAGCCGCUUCAAGCGGAUGAGGCCUUAUCCAAACAUUAUUUGGAGCUUCAGAGCCGGCCUUUGAGCUGGCAACGGCCGCAGGAUGUGCCUCCAGAUGCCCCUCUGCCCCAGCAUUUGGUACAGCCUCGUGUUCUCCCACGGCCAUGGCCUCCAGAGAAUCAGUGCCCAGCACGUUUAAGAGAGUCGCUCCAGACCUUCAGCCUCCAGAGACGGUUCCGCCCCAGGACAAGUGAGGAUUUGAUCCAGUUGAUCUUGGAUGAUGAUGAUGAUGAGGAUGGUGACCUCUUCGAUGAAGAGAGCUCAGAGGAGGCAAGUGAAGUGGUCACACCGCGUGAGACCUCCAAGGCUUCUGAGGAGUUCCUUGACCCUCGCAGCCAGAUGCUAAUGUCAAUUGCCGAGAGCCUGGUCAAGGACAUUCUGCCGGGCUCGUUGGUCUCUGCGAAAGUUCAGGACGAGCUCAGCGCGCGGAUUUGGCGCGAGACGCGGGCGCUCUCACUGGACUCUGUGGCGCCGCUGUCCUUCAUUGCCAAAGCUUUGGCUCCCAAGCACAGCUUGUGGCAGAUUGAGUUGGCCAUCAAGGUGAUUACCUUCAACUUGGCACAGCGUGAGAGGCAAGAGCUAUCGCAAGUUGGGAUGCGCCAGGACCAGUUCGACGACUUCAUCCAGGACAUGCAGAAAGGCAUCACCUCCACCCAUGCUGAGGUCAAGAGAUUUGACAGCUAUGCGGGAGGCUCUGCCUAUCAACGAAUUUGUGUGAUGCUGAAGAAUGCCAUUGACUCUCCAGAGGGUCCGUGCACAGAACAGGAGUUGCUUUUGCGCUCCAUCAGGGACUCAGUGCAACAUUUGACCAUCGUGAAGAAGUCGGUGGACGAUGCCAGCAGGCUCUUGCAUGAAGCCAAGAUGGCUGAAACGGGAAUGCUCCAGUGGUCCUCAGACCUUCCCAGGACGAAGAACAUCAUGGACAAGUACUUCUCUGACCUGAAUGCCUUAAAAGAGAAGACUUCCUCCAAAUUGAAGGAUGACUUCCAGGUCGCCGGGCAGCGCUUCGAGCAGAUCUUGAACGAAACCACGCAGCUUCACAGGAUGGCAACGGACCAUGAAGUCAAGACAAGCCAGAUCCAGGGAGAGCUGGAGUUGAAAGACGAGGAGCUUCGAGAGCUGCAGGAGAAGCUCCGACGCAUGAAGCAAGGGACCGAUCGCAACAAGAGCGAAUACCAAGCCUGUAAGCAAGACUUGGAGGAUGAGCGUGAUACAGUGGUGACGCGGGUGAAAGCUGCUGAGCGGCUCUUCGAUGGGCAGACACAAGAGAUCGAAAGUCUCCACCAAGACUUGCGCAAUCUUCUAUUGGAAGAGGUGGCCAAGCAAAUGGAGGAGGAGGCCUUGAGAAAGUUCGAGAAGGUCAAAGCAGAUCGAGAAGAAGCCCAGGUCACCUACCAAAAUGCUCAAGAUCGGCUCAGGCUCACUGAAGACUUGUUGGAUGCCAUGAAUGCCGCAACCCUCAGCGGGAACAUCAUGGACGAGCUCUUACGAAAGAGGGACGAGAUCAAUCGACUUCGGAAUGCAGCCGACAAGGCGGAGGAGUUUAUGGCCGAUCAACGCCAGAAGCUUGUGGAGCUUCAGCAAUGGCUUCGUGACUUUGGGCAACCAGAGGUGGCCGAGGCCGCAGACACCUUCAUUACGGAUGCCACAGAGAUGCCGAAGGUGGCACUAAGCACACCCAUGCAGCUGGUCUUCAUCCUCGAGAGGCUCGUACCACGAUGGUGUCGUCGAGUGCAACGGCGAGAAGCACUGAGGAAGGAGGUGACUUCUUUCUGGUGCCCGAGCGAUGCCUAUGAGCAGCAGCUCCGCGAGCGGAGUGAGCGCUGGAAGCUCCUUCUUUCACGUGUUCCGGAGACGCAGCAGGAGGGAGAGGCGGCCUAUGGUAGCGGUUGGCGCUGGCGGCUUCUGCAGAGUUCUUCAGCCCCGGAGCUGAUGCCUUUAGACACCUCAGGGGCUUCGCCUGUCCGCAGCCCCUCCUUGAGAAGAAACUUAAAGAAGGAAGGCGGAGGACAAAGAGCAAGCCAGAGUCGAAGUGGCGCCUCUCCUCCUCGCGACGCACGGAGGAAGUCCGCUGUGAAAGGCCGCCAGUCACUGGAAGCUCCGACCGCACGAGGGCCGCUUCGGCUGGAAGCCCCUGAAGGACGGCCACCAUGGACUUGGGCGGCGGCACCGGGUGUGCGGUGGGAGGUCCAAAACGUCCCAUAUGACCGUUGGGAAAGUGCCUGGCGGAAAUUGUGGAUUGAUGCCAAGAAGAUCUUCGAGGCCGUUCCACCCGAUGCGCUGACGGAUGAGGGUGUCCCAGUGAUUGAGGGUGAACUUGGAAUCGCACACUUUUGGCAGGAUUGCCAUUUGCAUCUUCGACGCCUGUGGCUGAUCAUCUCAACCAACCUUCGAGGACUCGACCAGCUCAAGCGCUUGGAGAGCACCCUAAAGAAUGCCCAAAAGCUCUUGGGCGACCCACUCCGGGCGAAGCGCAAGAAGAUAGCUGGCGCGGAGGAGGACAAGGAGGAGCGUGAACUCCAGACUUUGUCCACCACUGCUCGCCAGUUGCUGGAGCAUGGCCGCGAGGUCUUCAAUGCGAAAGUGCAGCUUCAACAGGACCAGAUGUGGUUUUGCGCCUCCCUUCUAGCGCAGCUGCGCGGCUUGCGUGAGGCAUUGAUGAACCUCUUGGGGCGCUUGAAGACUCUCUCGGAAGAGCACGAGGAUUGUGUCUUUUCUGGCCGUCUUCUGGCCGAAGUCUCCAAGCUCAAAGACAUCCCUUUGGAGGUUCCUCCACUUCUUGAAGACCUGCAACGAUGGGGCAGGUCCUUGAAGUUGGACUUCCUUCGCCUCACCGCUGAGCACCAGAGCUUGGAAGAGGAGUGGCAAAGCUUGGUGGGCCAGCAGAGCGAUUCUUUCCUGACCAGUUUCUCCCGAACCACAGGGAAGAGCAAGAAGGACAAGGUGGUGUUCCAGGUGACGUUGGCUUUGGAGGAGGCAAUCACAGCUCUUUGUGCAGCCUAUCAUUGUCUCUUGGAGAAUCGUUGGAUACGAAAGCAGGCGGGAUGGGGUUCUAGUUUGGCUCUGGGUUGCCGGAUGACUUGCCAACCGGAAAGGCCUAAUGAGGGGUUUGGGGGAGCAGCAAGGGGACUUUUAAAGUGAUCUGGAUCUCAGGAAGAUUUCAGGCGGAUCCCAGUUUGGAGGGUUGAACCUUGCCUUGACUGGGCAGGUAGCCUUUCGCACAAGCAUUUCGCACAUGCUGAGGCCAUCUUACAUGGGAUGAGAUAUCAGGAGACAUCUCACCGUGUGUAGUUUGAACAUGCCAUGAUCAUCCGUGAUCAAUGUUAAAACAGGUAAGCCUGAUUGCCAGGUGUUUUCAGGCUCCGUCGGCUGUGCUCCAGUACGACAGGUAUCCUGCGCUCCAGCAGCGCUGCUUUCUGAAAAGGUAACUCUUCAGAUCAUUUCUGCAGAUUGGUGCAGAGCUACCAUCACCACCAUCACCAACAACAACACCCGCAAGAAGAAGUAAGAAGGAGAAGAAGAAGAAGAAGAAGCAGAAGAGGAAGAAGAAGAAGAGGAAGAAGAGGAAGAAGAGG